AUGGGGUUGAGCCUAGCCAGUCUCCUGGUAGUCUGGCUGGCUCUGUCCUCGGUAGGGACAGCAGACCUUCAGAAAGGCAGGAGUCUCAACCAUGGCCAAGAUGUCUGCAGCACCUGGGGCAACAACCAUUACAAGACCUUUGAUGGGGUUGUCUACCAGUUCCCUGGACUCUGUGAAUACAACUUUGCUUCGGACUGCCUUGACACAUACAAGGAGUUUGCUGUCCACAUCCAGCGUGGCCUGAAUGAGGAUGGCCACCCCCAUAUCGCCUACAUCCUGGUCACAGUCAAGGACGUCACCAUCUACCUCACCUACCAGCUCGUGGUUGUAGAUGGGGAAAUAGUCCAGGUGCCCUACUACAGCUCCGGGCUCCUCAUUGAGAAGAAUGAUGUCUACACCAAGAUUUACGCCCGAGUGGGCUUUUCCCUCAUGUGGAACCUCCAGGAUUCCCUCAUGCUCGAGCUGCACGGUAAAUUCCGCAACCAUACCUGUGGUUUGUGCGGGGACUACGACGGCAGGCAGAUGGACUCCCAGUUCAACGAUGAUGGACUUAUCUUCAGCCCCAUAGAAUUUGGGAACAUGCAGAAGAUUAACCAGCCGGAUGAUGUGUGUGAGGACCCAGAAGAGAAGGCCCCUGAGAACUGCUCAGAGCACCACACCCAGUGUGAGAAUCUCUUGAUGUCAGCGGCCUUUGACGACUGCCAGGCUGUUGUACCAGUGGAGAUGUACGUCCAGGCCUGUAUGCAGGACCUGUGUCAGUGUGAGAAGAACACCUCCUUCUGCCUGUGUAGUACUGUCUCAGAGUUUUCCCGCCAGUGCUCACAUGCUGGAGGCCAGCCCCACACCUGGAGGAAUGACACAUUCUGCCCCAAGACCUGCCCUGGUAACAUGGUCUACCUGGAGAGUGGCUCUCCCUGCAUGGACACCUGCUCCCACUUGGAGGUCAGCAACCUCUGUGAGGAGCACUACUUGGAUGGCUGCUUCUGCCCGGAGGGAACUGUGUAUGAUGACAUCAUGGGCAAAGGCUGCAUCCAGGUGAGUCAGUGCGGCUGCAAACUGCAUGGACACAUCUAUGCCCCCGGGAAGCAGAUUACCAGCAACUGUGAGGAGUGCAUCUGUGAUGCUGGCCGGUGGGUGUGCAAGGACCUGUCUUGUCCUGGCACGUGUGCCUUGGAAGGUGGAGCCCACAUCACCACUUUUGAUGGGAAGAAAUACACCUUUCAUGGAGACUGCUACUACAUUCUGACCAAGGGGGACAGCAAUGACUCCUAUGCCCUCCUGGGAGAGCUGGUGCCUUGUGGUUCCACAGACAAGCAGACCUGCUUGAAGACGGUUGUGUUGCUGACUGACAAGAAGAAGAACAUUGUGGUGUUCAAGUCUGAUGGCAGCGUGCUCCUGAAUGACUUGGAAGUCCACCUACCACACAUCACUGCAAGCUUCUCCAUCUUCCAGCCCUCCUCCUACCACCUCAUCGUGCACACAGCCUAUGGCUUCAGGUUGCAGAUCCAGCUGGUGCCCCUCAUGCAGCUGUUUGUGACCAUGGACCAGGAUUUCCAGGGCAAAGUUCAAGGUCUUUGUGGGAAUUUCAACGGUCUAGAAAGUGAUGACUUCCAAACGGCAGGAGGCCUCAUUGAGGCCACUGGCUCUGGCUUUGCUAACACUUGGAAGGCCCAGUCCAGCUGCCAGGACAAACUAGACUGGCUGGAUGACCCUUGCUCUCUCAGCAUUGAGAAUGCCAAUUAUGCAGAGCAUUGGUGCUCGCUGCUGAAGAAGACAGAAACUCCCUUUGCCAGGUGCCACUCAGUUGUGGAUCCUGUGGAAUAUUACAAGAGGUGCAAAUAUGACACCUGCAACUGUGAGAACAAUGAGGACUGCAUGUGCGCCGCUCUCUUCUCCUAUGCCAGAGCCUGCUCUACCAAGGGGGUUGUACUGUGGGGCUGGCGGGAGCUAGUCUGCAACGAGGACGUCACAUCUUGCCCCAAUUCCCAAAUCUUCCUGUACAACCUGACCACAUGCCAGACCUGCCACUCACUCUCAGAGGCAGACAAGCAUUGUCUCAGGGGCUUUGCUCCUGUGGAUGGCUGUGGCUGUCCUGAUGGCACCUACAUGGAUGAGAAAGGGCGUUGUGUGCUCCUCUCGAAAUGCUCCUGCUACCACAGAGGCUUGUACCUGGAAGCAGGAGAAGUGGUUCUAAAGCAGGAUGAGCGCUGUGUCUGUCAGAAUGGGAGGCUGCAUUGUAUUCAAGUGAAGCUUAUUGGUCAGAGCUGUGCUUUCCCCAAGAUCCACGUAGACUGUGACAAUCUCACAGCGUUGGCCACCCGGACGCCUCACCCCAUCAGCUGCCAGAGCCUGGGGGGCGGCUAUUACCAAACCGAAUGCAUCAGUGGCUGCAUGUGCCCCCCUGGGCUGAUCGAUGACGGCCGAGGUGGCUGCGUCGUGGAGGAAGAGUGCCCGUGUGUCCACAACAAAGAGCUCUAUUCACCUGGACAGAACAUCACCGUGGACUGUAAUACAUGCACCUGCCAGAGAGGGAGCUGGGUGUGCACCAAGUCUGUGUGCCAUGGGACGUGCUCCAUCUAUGGAAGCGGCCAUUACAUCACAUUUGACGGAAAGUACUAUGACUUCGAUGGACACUGCUCCUACGUGGCAGUCCAGGACUACUGUGGUCAGAAAGACUCUCAGGGCUCCUUCAGCAUCAUCACAGAAAAUGUACCCUGUGGAACCACAGGGGUGACCUGCUCGAAAGCCAUUAAGAUCUUCCUGGGAAGAACUGAGCUAAAACUGGAGGAGAAGCAUCUAUGGGUGAUUCACCGGGACGUUGGGGAGCAUGUGUCUUACAUCACCCGGGAGGUGGGCCAGUACCUGGUCAUUGAGGCCAGCAAUGGCAUCAUUGUCAUCUGGGACAAGAGGACGACUAUGUUCAUCAAGCUUGCCCCGACCUUCAAGAAUACCGUGUGUGGCCUGUGUGGCAACUUUGAUGACCGCUCUAGCAAUGACUUCACCACAAGGGAUCACAUGAUUGUCACCAGUGUCCUGGAGUUCGGGAAUAGCUGGAAGGAGGCCCACACCUGUUCAGAUGUGGACCAGACCUUUGAACCAUGCACUGUGAACCCUCACCGCCAAUCCUGGGCAGAGAAACAGUGCAGCAUUCUGAAGAGCCAAGUAUUUGGUGUCUGCCACAGCAAGGUGGAUCCCGUUCCUUUCUACGAGGCCUGCGUCUAUGAUUCCUGCUCCUGCGACACCGGGGGUGACUGCGAAUGCUUCUGCUCCGCCGUGGCCUCCUACGCCCAGGAGUGCACCAAGGAGGGGGCUUGUGUCUAUUGGCGGAGCCCCGACCUGUGCCCUAUAUUCUGUGACUAUUACAACCCCCCCAACGAGUGUGAAUGGCACUACGAACCCUGUGGGAGCCGAAUCCUUGAGACGUGCCGCACUGUCAAUGGCAUCCAUUCCAACAUCUCCCUGUCCUUCCUGGAAGGCUGCUAUCCCAGGUGCCCUCCAAAAAGGCCUAUCUUUGAUGAAGACAAGAAAAAGUGCGUGCCUGCCCACCAGUGUGGCUGCUACGUGAAUGAUGAGCAUUAUGAAGUCAAUGAGAAGGUCCCCACAGAGGAUGUCUGCCAGUCUUGCAUUUGCACGUCAUCUUCUGAGGUCGCAUGUAAGGAGGAGAUAGGGGCAGUCAUUAACCAGACUCAGAACGGGUCCUUCUGCUUUUGGGAGCUGUGUGGUCCCAAUGGCACUGUGACACAGUAUUUCAACAUCUGUGCUCCAACCUCACCUCCUCCCAUCUCGACUGUGUCAACCACCUCGGUGACCACCACUUCUCCCACCACGUCUCUCCCUACCACCACCACCACCACCACCAGCACAGCCAGUGCUCUAUCUACGGGGCCACCUAAAAUUUGCUGUUUUUGGUCUGACUGGAUUAAUGAGGAUCAUCCCAGCACUGGCGACAAUGAUGGUGACUGGGAAAGAUUUGAUGGAGUAUGCAGUGCCCCUGAAAACAUUGAGUGCAGGUUAGCAAAGGAACCCCAUCUGAGCUGGGACCAGCUUGGUCAGAAGGUACAGUGUAAUGUCUCUUUUGGACUCAUCUGCAACAAUGAAGACCAGCUUGAAAAUGAACCAUUUGACCGUUGUUUUGACUAUGAAAUCCGGGUCAACUGUUGUCUGCCCAUGGAUCAUUGCCCAACAACACCCACACCCAUCACUACCACUACUACCUCAGAGAUGUCCACUCCAACAUCCACACCCACCACUACCACUACUACCACAGAGAUUCCAACUACAACACCCACACCCACCACUACCACCACUACCACAGAGACUCCAACUCCAACACCCACACCCAUCACUACCACUACUACCACAGAGACUCCACCUACAACACCCACACCCAUCACUACCACCACUACCACAGAGACUUCCACUCCAAAACCCACACCCAUCACUGCCACUACUACCACAGAGACUUCCACUCCAACACCCACACCCACCACUACCACCACUACCACAGAGACUCCACCUACAACACCCACACCCAUCACUACCACUACUACCACAGAGACUCCACCUACAACACCCACACCCAUCACUAGCACUACUACCACAGAGACUCCACCUACAACACCCACACCCUUCACUACCACCACUACCACAGAGACUCCACCUACAACACCCACACCCAUCACUACCACCACUACCACAGAGACUCCAACUACAAAACCCACACCCAUCACUGCCACUACUACCACAGAGACUUCCACUCCAACACCCACACCCACCACUACGACCACUACCACAGAGACUCCACCUACAACACCCACACCCAUCACUACCACUACUACCACAGAGACUCCACCUACAACACCCACACCCAUCACUACCACUACUACCACAGAGACUCCACCUACAACACCCACACCCUUCACUACCACUACUACCACAGAGACUCCACCUACAAAACCCACACCCAUCAGUACCACUACUACCACAGAGACUCCACCUACAACACCCAAACCCAUCACUACCACUACUACCCCAGAGACUUCCACUCCAACACCCACACCCACCACUACCACCACUACCACAAAGACUCCACCUACAACACCCACACCCACCACUACCACCACUACCACAGAGACUCCAACUCCAACACCCACACCCACCACUACCACCACUACCACAGAGACUCCACCUACAACACCCACACCCAUCACUACCACCACUACCACAGAGACUCCACCUACAAAACCGACACCCAUCACUACCACCACUACCCCAGAGACUUCCACUCCAACACCCACACCCACCACUACCACCACUACCACAGAGACUCCACCUACAAAACCCACACCCACCACUACCACCACUACCACAACCCCUCCAACACCUACCACCAGUGUAACCACAGAGACUCCACCCCCGCCCACAGUCACCUCAGUGCCUCCACCACCCUCCACCACCACCAGCACUACUACUACCCCAACCCAUCCACAAUGUGAUUCUGGGCCUGUCUGUGAGUGGACUGAUUGGGUUGAUUCAAGGAAGCCAAAUGGUAUUGGUGACUUUGAACUGGUUAAAGAUAUUUGCAAGGAAUCUGGCUGGGCAGCCAACAUCACAUGCAGAGCCGUGAUGUUUCCAGACAAGACAAUUGAAGAACUGGGACAAGUUGUAGUGUGUAAUGCCUCAGUGGGACUGGUAUGUAAAAAUGAAGAUCAGAGGCCAGGAUAUAUACACAUGGCUUUCUGUCUCAAUUAUGAAGUCAAGGUUUAUUGCUGUGAGCAGUAUGACUGUAGUACAGCUAACAUGCCAACCACCACAGAGACACCCACUCCAACAACCACGUUUACUAUCACCACCACUGAGACUCCAAAACCCACACCCACCACAACCACCACCCCAAGGCCCCCAACUCCCACACCACACAUAACCACCACAGGGAGUUCACCACCCUCCACAACCACCACUACCACAGAGACUCCAACUCCAACACCCACAACCAUCACUACCACUACUGCCACAGAGACUUCACCUACAACACCCACACACAUCACUACCACUACUACCACACAGACUUCCACUCCAACACCCACACCCAUCACUACCACCACUACCACAGAGACUCCACCUACAACACCCACACCCACCACUACCACCACUACCACAGAGACUCCAACUCCAACACCCACACCCAUCACUACCACCACUACCACAGAGACUCCCACUCCAACACCCACACCCACCACUACACCUACCACAGAGACUUCCACUCCAACACCCACACCCACCACUACCACCACUACCACAGAGACUUCCACUCCAACACCCACACCCAUCACUACCACCACUACCACAGAGACUUCCACUCCAACACCCACACCCAUCACUACCACCACUACCACAGAGACUCCACCUACAACACCCACACCCAUCACUACCACCACUACCACAGAGACUUCCACUCCAACACCCACACCCACCACUACCACCACUACCACAGAGACUUCCACUCCAACACCCACACCCAUCACUACCACCACUACCACAGAGACUCCACCUCCAACACCCACACCCACCACUACCACUACUACCACAGAGACUUCCACUCCAACACCCACACCCAUCACUACCACCACUACCACAGAGACUCCACCUACAACACCCACAGCCAUCACUACCACUACUACCACAGAGACUCCACUCCAACACCCACACCAUCACUACACCACUACUACCACAGAGACUCCACCUACCACACCCAUCACUACCACCACUACCACAGAGACUCCACCAACAAAACCCACACCCAUCACUACCACCACUACCACAAAGACUCCACCUACAAAACCCACACCCAUCACUACCACCACUACCACAAGACUCCACCUACAAACCCACACCCACACUACACCACUACCCACAGAGACUCCAACUCCAACACCCACACCCAUCACUACCACUACCACCACAGAGACUUCCACUCCAACACCCACACCCAUCACUACCACUACCACCACAGAGACUUCCACUCCAACACCCACACCCAUCACUACCACUACUACCACAGAGACUUCCACUCCAACACCCACACCCAUCACUACCACUACUACCCCAGAGACUCCCACACCAACACCCACACCCAUCACUACCACUACCACCACAGAGACUCCCACUCCAACACCCACACCCAUCACUACCACUACUACCACAGAGACUCUCACUACAACACCCACACCCAUCACUACCACCACUACUCCAGAGACUCCACCUACAAAACCCACACCCAUCACUACCACUACUACCACACAGACUUUCACUCCAACACCCACACCCAUCACUACCACUACUACCACAGAGACUCCACCUACAACACCCACACCCAUCAGUACCACUACUACCACAGAAACUCCCACUCCAACACCCACACCCAUCACUACCACUACUACCACAGAGACUCCACCUACAACACCCACACCAAUCACUACCACUACCACCACACAGACUGCCACUACAACACCCACACCCAUCACUACCACUACUACCCCAGAGACUUCCACUCCAACACCCACACCCAUCACUACCACUACCACCACAGAGACUCCACCUACAACACCCACACCCAUCACUACCACUACUACCCCAGAGACUCCCACACCAACACCCACACCCAUCACUACCACUACUACCCCAGAGACUUCCACUCCAACACCCACACCCAUCACUACCACUACCACCACAGAGACUCCACCUACAACACCCACACCCAUCACUGCCACUACCACCACAGAGACUCCACCUACAACACCCACACCCAUCACUACCACUACUACCACAGAGACUCCCACUCCAACACCCACACCCAUCACUACCACUACUACCACAGAGACUUCCACUCCAACACCCACACCCAUCACUACCACCACUACCCCAGAGACUUCCACUCCAACCCCCACACCCAUCACUACCACUACUACCACAGAGACUUCCACUCCAACACCCACACCCAUCACUACCACUACUACCACAGAGACUUCACCUACAACACCCACACCCAUCACUACCACCACUACCACAGAGACUCCACCUACAACACCCACACCCAUCACUACCACCACUACCACAAAGACUCCACCAACAAAACCCACACCCAUCACUACCACCACGACCCCAGAGACUUCCACUCCAACACCCACACCCAUCACUACCACCACUACCACAGAGAUUCCACCUACAACACCUACACCCAUCACUACCACCACUACCACAGAGACUCCACCUACAACACCCACACCCAUCACUACCACUACUACCACAGAGACUCCAACUACAACACCCAAACCCAUCACUACCACUACUACCACAGAGACUCCAACUCCAACACCCACACCCAUGACUACCACUACCACCACAGAGACUUCCACUCCAACACCCACACCCAUCACUACCACCACUACCACAGAGACUCCACCUACAAAACCCACACCCAUCACUACCACCACUACCACAGAGACUCCACCUACAAAACCCACACCCAUCACUACCACUACUACCACAGAGACUCCACCUACAACACCCACACCCAUCACUACCACUACUACCACAGAGACUCCAACUCCAACACCCACACCCAUGACUACCACUACCACCACAGAGACUUCCACUCCAACACCCACACCCAUCACUACCACCACUACCACAGAGACUCCACCUACAAAACCCACACCCAUCACUACCACCACUACCACAAAGACUCCACCUACAAAACCCACACCCAUCACUACCACCACUACCACAAAGACUCCACCUACAACCCACACCAUCACUACCACCACUACCACAAAGACUCCACCUACAAAACCCACACCCAUCACUACCACCACUACCACAAAGACUCCACCUACAAAACCCACACCCAUCACUACCACUACUACCACAGAGACUCCACCUACAACACCCACACCCAUCACUACCACUACUACCACAGAGACUCCCACUCCAACACCCACACCCAUCACUACCACUACUACCACAGAGACUUCCACUCCAACACCCACACCCAUCACUACCACCACUACCCCAGAGACUUCCACUCCAACCCCCACACCCAUCACUACCACUACUACCACAGAGACUUCCACUCCAACACCCACACCCAUCACUACCACCACUACCACAGAGACUCCACCUACAACACCCACACCCAUCACUACCACCACUACCACAGAGACUUCCACUCCAACACCCACACCCACCACUACCACUACUACCACAGAGACUUCCACUCCAACACCCACACCCACCACUACCACCACUACCACAGAGACUCCACCUACAACACCCACAGCCAUCACUACCACUACUACCACAGAGACUUCACCUACAACACCCACACCCAUCACUACCACCACUACCACAGAGACUCCACCUACAACACCCACACCCAUCACUACCACCACUACCACAAAGACUCCACCUACAAAACCCACACCCAUCACUACCACUACUACCACAGAGACUCCACCUACAACACCCACACCCAUCACUACCACCACUACCACAGAGACUCCAACUACAACACCCAAACCCAUCACUACCACUACUACCACAGAGACUUCCACUCCAACACCCACACCCAUCACUACCACCACUACCACAGAGACUCCAACUACAACACCCAAACCCAUCACUACCACUACUACCACAGAGACUCCAACUCCAACACCCACACCCAUGACUACCACUACCACCACAGAGACUUCCACUCCAACACCCACACCCAUCACUACCACCACUACCACAGAGACUCCACCUACAAAACCCACACCCAUCACUACCACCACUACCACAAAGACUCCACCUACAACACCCACACCCAUCACUACCACCACUACCACAAUGACUCCACCAACAAAACCCACACCCAUCACUACCACCACUACCACAAAGACUCCACCUACAAAACCCACACCUAUCACUACCACCACUACCACAAAGACUCCACCUACAACACCCACACCUAUCACUACCACUACUACCACAGAGACUCCACCUACAACACCCACACCCAUCACUACCACUACUACCAUAGAGACUCCAACUCCAACACCCACACCCAUGACUACCACUACCACCACAGAGACUACUCCACCUACAAAACCCACACCCAUCACUACCACCACUACCACAAAGACUCCACCAACAAAACCCACACCCAUCACUACCACCACUACCACAAAGACUCCACCUACAAAACCCACACCCAUCACUACCACCACUACCAGAAAGACUCCACCUACAAAACCCACACACAUCACUACCACUACUACCACAGAGUCUCCACCUACAACACCCACACCCAUCACUACCAGUACUACCACAGAGACUCCAACUACAACACCCAAACCCAUCACUACCACUACUACCACAGAGACUCCAACUCCAACACCCACACCCAUGACUACCACUACCACCACAGAGACUUCCACUCCAACACCCACACCCAUCACUACCACCACUACCACAGAGACUCCACCUACAAAACCCACACCCAUCACUACCACCACUACCACAGAGACUCCACCAACAAAACCCACACCCAUCACUACCACCACUACCACAAAGACUCCACCUACAAAACCCACACCCAUCACUACCACCACUACCACAGAGACUCCACCUACAACACCCACACCCACCACUACCACCACUACCACAGAGACUCCAACUCCAACACCCACACCCAUCACUACCACUACCACCACAGAGACUUCCACUCCAACACCCACACCCAUCACUACCACUACCACCACAGAGACUUCCACUCCAACACCCACACCCAUCACUACCACUACUACCACAGAGACUUCCACUCCAACACCCACACCCAUCACUACCACUACUACCCCAGAGACUCCCACACCAACACCCACACCCAUCACUACCACUACUACCACAGAGACUCCACCUACAACACCCACACCAAUCACUACCACUACCACCACACAGACUGCCACUACAACACCCACACCCAUCACUACCACUACUACCCCAGAGACUUCCACUCCAACACCCACACCCAUCACUACCACUACCACCACAGAGACUCCACCUACAACACCCACACCCAUCACUACCACUACUACCCCAGAGACUCCCACACCAACACCCACACCCAUCACUACCACUACUACCCCAGAGACUUCCACUCCAACACCCACACCCAUCACUACCACUACCACCACAGAGACUCCACCUACAACACCCACACCCAUCACUGCCACUACCACCACAGAGACUCCACCUACAACACCCACACCCAUCACUACCACUACUACCACAGAGACUCCCACUCCAACACCCACACCCAUCACUACCACUACUACCACAGAGACUUCCACUCCAACACCCACACCCAUCACUACCACUACCCCAGAGACUUCCACUCCAACCCCCACACCCAUCACUACCACUACUACCACAGAGACUCCCACUACAACACCCACACCCAUCACUACCACCUCUACUCCAGAGACUCCACCUACAAAACCCACACCCAUCACUACCACUACUACCACACAGACUUUCACUCCAACACCCACACCCAUCACUACCACUACUACCACAGAGACUCCACCUACAACACCCAAACCCAUCAGUACCACUACUACCACAGAGACUCCCACUCCAACACCCACACCCAUCACUACCACUACUACCACAGAGACUCCACCUACAACACCCACACCAAUCACUACCACUACUACCACACAGACUGCCACUACAACACCCACACCCAUCACUACCACUACUACCCCAGAGACUUCCACUCCAACACCCACACCCAUCACUACCACUACCACCACAGAGACUCCACCUACAACACCCACACCCAUCACUACCACUACUACCCAGACAGAGACUUCCACUCCAACACCCACACCCAUCACUACCACUACCACCACAGAGACUCCACCUACAACACCCACACCCAUCACUGCCACUACCACCACAGAGACUCCACCUACAACACCCACACCCAUCACUACCACUACUACCACAGAGACUCCCACUCCAACACCCACACCCAUCACUACCGCUACUACCACAGAGACUUCCACUCCAACACCCACACCCAUCACUACCACCACUACCCCAGAGACUUCCACUCCAACCCCCACACCCAUCACUACCACUACUACCACAGAGACUCCCACUACAACACCCACACCCAUCACUACCACCACUACUCCAGAGACUCUACCUACAAAACCCACACCCAUCACUACCACUACUACCACACAGACUUUCACUCCAACACCCACACCCAUCACUACCACUACUACCACAGAGACUCCACCUACAACACCCAAACCCAUCAGUACCACUACUACCACAGAGACUCCCACUCCAACACCCACACCCAUCACUACCACUACUACCACAGAGACUCCACCUACAACACCCACACCAAUCACUACCACUACUACCACACAGACUGCCACUACAACCCCCACACCCAUCACUACCACUACUACCCCAGAGACUUCCACUCCAACACCCACACCCAUCACUACCAGUACCACCACAGAGACUCCACCUACAACACCCACACCCAUCACUACCACUACUACCACAGAGACUCCCACUCCAACACCCACACCCAUCACUACCACUACUACCACAGAGACUUCCACUCCAACCCCCACACCCAUCACUACCACUACUACCACAGAGACUCCCACUACAACACCCACACCCAUCACUACCACCACUACCCCAGAGACUUCCACUCCAACCCCCACACCCAUCACUACCACUACUACCACAGAGACUCCCACUACAACACCCACACCCAUCACUACCACCACUACCCCAGAGACUUCCACUCCAACCCCCACACCCAUCACUACCACUACUACCACAGAGACUCCACCUACAACACCCACACCCAUCACUACCACUACUACCCCAGAGACUUCCACUCCAACCCCCACACCCAUCACUACCACUACUACCACAGAGACUCCACCUACAACACCCACACCCAUCACUACCACUACUACCCCAGAGACUUCCACUCCAACACUCACACCCAUCACUACCACUACUACCACAGAGACUCCCACUCCAACACCCACACCCAUCACUACCACUACUACCCCAGAGACUUCCACUCCAACACCCACACCCAUCACUACCACUACUGCCACAGAGACUUCCCCUCCAACACCUACCACCAGUGUAAGCCCAGAGACUCCACCCCCACCCACAGCCACCUCAGGGACUUCACCAUCCUCUACCACCACCACCACUGAGAUCCCAACACCUCCUCAUACCACCACUUCCACCGCAGAGACACCCCACACAACCACCCCAGAGACCCCAUCACCUUCCUCCUCUACCACCACCACUGUCACUGAGACUCCUAAACCUGCACCCACCACAACCACCACCCCAAGGCCCCCAAGUCCAACACCAUACACAAGUACCCCAGAGACUGCAACUCCCACAUCGCACACAACUACCAUAGGGAGUUCACCACCCUCUACAACCACCACUACCACAGAGACUCCAACUCCAACACCCACACCCAUCACUACCACUACUGCCACAGAGACUUCCACUCCAACACCUACCACCAGUGUAACCACCGAGACUCCACCCCAUCCCACAGCCACCCCAAGGACUCCAACACCUCACACAACUACCACCUCCUUCCCAGAGACACCCACUACCACCCCAACCACCACCGGAAGGGGGACUCCAACUUCAAUUUUAUCCACAACCACAAAAGAAAUAGGAACAACAACAAUCAUAGCUGUAGAGACUACAACCCCAACUAUGAGCACCGCAGAGACACCAUCCAGAACUACAAGAGAGACUCCAACUCCAACAGGAACAAGCAUUCCAGGCACGAGCCCCACAAUGACGACAACAAGGGGGACCCCACCUCCUUCCACUCCCCCACCUCCCCCACUUCCCCGGAGAUCACGAUGCCCACUCAGCCUCCCCACAGCACUUCCAGUGUGCAUCCCAACCACAGUGUGCACCACCUCCAUCCCAGUGCACAGCACGGGGCUCUCCACCAAAGCCACCGCCAGCCCGCUCACGGCUCCCAUAGUCAGCAUCAGCACUGGCACCAGCAUACCGACAUCCCACUCCAAGUCCUGCUGUUUCUUGAAUGACACAUAUUAUGGGAGAGGCGAAGUGAUAUACAGCGGGACACACGGAGACUACUGCUACUUUGUCAACUGCUCUCUGGACUGCACAAUUGAGAUCUUCAACUGGUCCUGCCCUUCCACGCCCCGGCCCUCAACCCCAGCACCGAGCCAGUCAAGCCCGACCAUACCCUCUCCAGCCUGCCCUAACUUUGUGCCGCCACGGCAGAAGAAUGAAAUUUGGUGGCUAUGCAACUGUACCAUGGCUAUGUGUAAGCACGAUAACACAGUGGAGAUUUUUGAGAAGGUGUGCGACCCACCACCCAAGCCUGUGUGCAGCAAUGGCCUCAACCCCGUGUGGGUCCUGGACCCUGAUGGCUGCUGUGGCCACUGGGAGUGUGAUUGCUACUGUACUGGCUGGGGAGACCCCCAUUACACCACCUUUGACGGGCUGUACUACAGCUUCCAAGGAAACUGCACUUAUGUGCUCGUGGAAGAGAUCUCUCCCACCGUGGACAACUUCGGUGUUUACAUCGACAACUACAACUGUGACGUCAACGACAAGGUGUCCUGCCCACGCACCCUCAUUGUGAGGCACGAGACCCAUGAGGUUCUCCUCGAGACCAUCCAGAUGGCACCCAUGAAGGUCCAGGUGCUGGUGAACAAUCAGACGGUGGCGCUGCCUUAUGAGAAGUACGGCGUCCAGGUCUACGAGGCUGGCAUUAACUAUGAGGUGUACAUCCCGGAGCUUGACGUGCUGGUGUCUUACAAUGGUCUCUCCUUUGGUAUCAAGAUGCCUUAUAACAAAUUUGGCAGCAACACCAAAGGCCAGUGUGGCACCUGCACUAACAACCAGACUGAUGACUGCAUGCUGCCCAGUGGAGAGGUCAUCUCUGACUGUGAAAUCAUGGCCAAUGAAUGGGUGGUGAAUGACCCUUCGAAGCCCUACUGCCCCAACACUGGCUUAAUGAGUGGAUCUUCCUCUGCCCCCAAGCCCGGAGUAACACCUCUCCCCUCGGACUGCAUCCCAUCGCCUCUCUGUGAGCUCAUCAAGGGCAGCCUAUUUGCCGAGUGCCACGAAUAUGCCUCACCCCAGUACUACUAUGAUGCCUGCAUCUUUGACAGCUGCUUUGUGCCUGACUCUGGCAUGGAGUGUGCCAGUCUGCAGACCUAUGCAGCCCUCUGUGCACAGGAGGGCAUCUGCAUUAGCUGGCGAGAGCACACUGACGGCGUCUGUGAUGUGACAUGCCCAUCUCAUAAAGAGUAUAAGGCGUGUAGUCCUGUUGAGGAGCAGACCUGCAAAUCCAGCUCAGAGGCGACCAUGGACAAGAGGAUGAUAGAAGGUUGCUUCUGUCCUGAUGGCACCAUCAGCUUUGCCCCUGGCAUCGAUGUCUGUGUGCAGACUUGUGGCUGUGUGGGACCAGACAACGUGCCCAGAGAGUUUGGGGAAAGCUUUGAGCUUGACUGCAACACCUGUGUCUGCCUGGAAGGAGGCAGUGGCAUCGUGUGUGAGGCCAGGGAGUGCAGUGAGCUGCAGCCUGACUCAUGCCAGGAGGAGGGCACCUACCCUGUCAUUGAGGUGGACCCCAACGACACCUGCUGCAAUAGGACCUACUGCAAAUGCGAUAUGAGCCUAUGCCAAACCGAGCUGCCUGUGUGCUCUGUGGGAUUUGAGCUAAAGACACAGCUUGUCCCUGACAAGUGCUGCCCUGUCCACUCUUGUGAGCCCAAGGGUGUUUGUGUCCUGGGCCAGGCUGAAUACAAGCCGGGAUCUCCAGUGUACUCUGAGAAAUGCCAAGAAUGUAUUUGUACCAACAUGGUCAAUGACUCCACUCACCUGAAUAUCAUUUCCUGCAGCCACGUGCCCUGCAACAACUCUUGCCAACCUGGGUUUGAACCUGUGAAAGUGACAGACCAGUGCUGUCCCAAGUGUGAGCAGACCCACUGUGUGAUACAACAGACUGGCAACCUAAUCCUUCUCAAGCCUGGUGAGAUGCAGAAUGACCCUAAGGACAACUGCACCGUCUAUAGCUGUAUGAAGCUUCAAGACCUUCUCAUCUCGUCUGUCUCAGAAAUCACUUGUCCUGACCUGGACUUGGGAUCCUGCCAGACUGGCACGAUUAAGCUGAUGCCUAAUGGUUGUUGUAAGACAUGCACAUUCCGAAAUGAGACCAUGGUACCUUGUUCGAUGGUGCCGAAAAAGGAGGUGAUUUCCGUGGGGAACUGCAUGAGGGAGCUGCUGAUCAAUCACUGCGAGGGUGCCUGUGAGACGUUUGCCAGGUACUCAGAGGAGGCCCAGAGCAUGGACCAUCAAUGUUCUUGCUGCAAGGAGGUGAAGACCAGCCAGAAGGUGGUGGAACUGGACUGUGAGGGAGGGGGCAAGCUUGCCCACAACUACACUUACAUCGAGAGCUGUGGAUGUCAGGACACCGUCUGUGGAAUUCCUCUGGAGAGCGAUGGGACAGUCUCUCAGAGUCGCGCCCGCCGAGCCCUGCGGAGGUCCAGAGUGUGAGCGCCUGCUUGGGCACUCAGUCGUCCUCUUAAGCCUCUGUCUCUGCAUCCCCGAAUCCUCAAGACUUUCUCGUCUUUCCUUUUAUUCUUUUAAAGAAAAUAUUUAUUUUCUGAUCUUGUCAAACUCUUUUUACUCUUAACUAAUAAAAUCGUGAG
Molecule: messenger RNA, 16817 nt
Organism: Phascolarctos cinereus (koala)
Lineage: Eukaryota; Metazoa; Chordata; Mammalia; Diprotodontia; Phascolarctidae
Source: RefSeq, a predicted model, not a curated record